Messenger RNA from Seriola dumerili (greater amberjack), 1163 nucleotides. Its product is annotated as calretinin-like. Gene Ontology annotation, molecular function: calcium ion binding. Gene Ontology annotation, biological process: regulation of long-term synaptic potentiation; regulation of presynaptic cytosolic calcium ion concentration. Lineage: Eukaryota; Metazoa; Chordata; Actinopteri; Carangiformes; Carangidae. The transcript has 11 exons. Gene Ontology annotation, cellular component: terminal bouton; dendrite; cytosol. Bases 50 to 865 code for a protein of 271 amino acids. The record is from RefSeq and is a predicted model, not a curated record.
UUUACCUCCAACUAUCACAGUCGACUUCAAGGAGGAACAGACAGCAGAGAUGGCCACUCAAGCACAGAAGCCACCCCACCUGCACCUGGCUGAGCUCACCGCGGCGCAGUUCAUCGACAUCUGGAAACAUUUUGACGCAGACGGAAACGGUUACAUCGAAGGGAAGGAGCUGGAGAACUUCUUCAAAGAGCUGGAGACUGUGAGACGAGGAGCAGGCGUGGAUCCUUCACAUGCUGCGUUCAAAGAAAAGAUGAAGGAGUUCAUGGCUAAUUUUGACAAGAAUACUGAUGGGAGAAUCGAAAUGUCCGAGCUGGCUCAGAUUCUGCCAACAGAGGAAAACUUCCUGCUCUGUUUCAGAGAGUUUGUGGGAUCAAGUGCUGAAUUCAUGGCAGCCUGGCGGAGGUACGACACUGACCGCAGCGGAUACAUUGAAUCAAAUGAGCUGAAGGGCUUCCUGUCAGACCUGCUGAAGAAGGCUAACAGAAACUACGAUGACAAGAAGCUCAAUGAGUACACACAGACAAUUCUAAGGAUGUUUGAUCUUAAUGGUGAUGGUAAGCUGGGCCUCUCUGAGAUGGCAAGGCUCUUGCCAGUGCAAGAAAACUUCCUGCUGAAGUUCCAGGGCAUCAGGCUCACAGUCAAAGAAUUUGACUCCCUCUUCACCUUCUAUGAUAAGGAUGGUAAUGGAUAUAUUGAUGAGCAGGAGCUGGAUGCGUUGCUGAAGGACCUCUGCGACAAGAACAAAAUGGACGUGGACUCAACAGGAUUGGUGGGGUACAAAAAGAGCAUCAUGGCUCUGUCUGAUGGAGGAAAACUGUACCGCACCGAGCUGGAGAUCGUCCUCUGCCGUGACUCCUCGCUGUGACCUCCCUGCCUGGGACUCUGCCGUCCUCCCCCACUGUCUCCUUCUUCCUACCUCCUGAUGUAACCUGGUGCAUGUGUGACCCUGAACCUCGCUACACACCGCUUAAGAGUGAAAACAAAAGUGUACUACUGGCCCUGCUCUCUUAGCUUUAUACCUUUUUUUUUUAACUUAACAUGCAGUUCCAUAGUGAAAUAGCCAUUGCAAGGACUUUAGGAAUAUAUUGUGUAUUUAUUUAUUUGGUCUCCUGUUUUUAAUAUGCAUUUAAUAUGUAUUUUUACAUUCAUAUCAUAUCUAUAUG